AUGGGUUUCUUACGAAGAGAUCGCGAUGAGGUACCAAUUAAUAAGAAGCAGAAGUGGGAUUACAUUAACCUCAAUGAUUUCAAGACUCGCUCUUGCUGGUCACCCGUAGCCUAUUUCUUCUUCUUCGUCAAUACCUUCUUUGGCGUCGCCGUUGUCGCUGCUGAUUGCUACACAGCUGUCAAUCUGUUAAUUUUCGACCGCUGGUCUUCGAAAAUCGACCCCUUCAUCCCCUUCAGGAUAUCAAAAUGGAUUUUCGCCGGAUGUAUCAUUUUCUCGUUCGUGCUCAUUGGAGUCUCAAUACUCUGGGCAGUCAAGGCAAUCAAGGGCAAUAGCAUCGCGCGCGGUUAUCUCAACGUUUAUGCGCAGAGAUGGUACUGCGUCGGUAGGGGUGGAUAUAAGCGUUUCUUGGUCUUUACUGAGUUGACUAAGAGUAAACACGGAAGCGACUAUGUGAUGCUGUUCACUUAUUUCACUUUCAAAGGCUGGGCUAAAGUCCUCCUUGCCGAUGGACCUCGUCAGAUCCUCAAUGGCAUGACACUCUACGCCGUCAUGAAAGCCAAGAUUAUUCCAGGAACGACCAAAAGUGGCUUCAGUGGCCUUCUCGCUUCCAUCAAAGCUCUCGAGGAGGAAUCUUUGACACAGGCAAUCAUCCUAUCCGUCAUGCUUUUCACCUGUGUCUGGUGGAUCUUGACUUUCCUUUCCCUUGCUUUCGCCGUGCUGCUUUGGAUAAUGUUUAUUUGGCAUCACGUCCCAAGCGGACACACCCUUGGAUCGUACUGCAGGGAGAAGGUUGACAAGAGGCUCCUUGGGGUCGUUGCUAAGAAUCAUAAGAGGACUAUCGAAGAAGAACGGGAGGAAAGAAUGAAGGCGGACCAAGCCGGACUUGGUGCCCGAAAACCCACCUUACCCAACUUUGAAGAUGCUCCCACCGGACCUGCGAAGCCCCCAGUUGGCCCUACCCUACCGUCGAUUAGCGAGAAACCGGUCGCGCCUGGGCUUAAGAGAACUAAUACCAUGGAGACGUUUACGACCACUGUUUCUUCGAGACCUGAUACGAACAUGCCCUCUAGACCACCAUACGCCGCCGCAAGACCUCAAUUCCCAAUGAGAUCGUCUACAAAUGAUACCGCAAUGUCAACCACAUCGUCGAUGUUUGAUGAGUCGGCUAGUUUGAUAGGGGAUCGAAAGGACCCGUUCGCAAGAACUAACACCCCUCUAUACCGACCACAACCACCCGUUGGACCAUAUGGUAGAAACUACGACCCUGGGCAUGGACCUAACUCUUCCCAAGCCUCACUCACAAAUCCAUAUGAGACCGCCCCCCUUCAGCCACAUGACUUUCUUGGAUCGCAGCAAUAUCUCCCGCCGGUUAAUCGAAACGACACUGUAUCGCCGUUUUACCAACGUCCCCCACCCAUCAAUCGGAAUGAUACUAUCUCGCCUCUAGGAAAUGGGCCAUCUCCAGUUCAGCAUAGACCAAUUAACUUCGAACCGACCCAAGCUCCUUUCCAACCCUUCCCUCAGAAUAACUCUAUUCCUAGGCGGUUUCCAGUCCGUGCCCAGGAGCAAAACUUCGACUCGGGGAUCCAGCAACCACCAAUUGCGCAUACCCCGUCCCCAGCUCCCGAGUUUUCAAAGUACACAGAGCAUCGACAUACACCGCCAAUUCAUCAUAUGCCACAAUCCGAAAUUUUCGAGAUGGAUGGCGGUGUCACCACACAAACUAACACAAAAGCUACCGAUGCUAUUGAGCUGAGCAGUUCACCUCCAAGAACUACUCCCGCUCCUAUCCAGAGCGCUGCGGGUAACUCGUUUUCUGCUCACCCUAUGGCAUUUGAACUUGAUACUGGUGUUCCGGUUGUCGCCCAAGCUACUACAAAAUCAUCUCCACCCCCUCAAACAAGGACUCGCCGCCUAACACCUCCCCAACCAAUAACCACCACAGCACCACAAACAAGGUCGCCUCCUAAGCCCGCCCCUCAAGGAAGAGCUGGUCCCGCAUACAAUAAGCCGACCUACCAGCCUGCUGGCGCUCCAAUUGCCUCCACAUCGACUCCUCCACCCCAGGCCCAGGCCCAGAGACAGCUACCACAGAGAAGAAUCCAGCAAGACUUCGAGCGUGAGGAACACGGGGUCGGUAGAAACAUCCACGGAAACUAUGAUAUCGAAGCCGAUGUGCUGGAUUCCUACCUCCAUCGUUCCCCACAAUCCCAAAUCCAACCUCAACCGCCACAACCUCUCCAGCGACCAUUCAUGCAAUACGAAUCACAGGGACAGCAAGGAAGUAGACCUUCUACGCCAACUCGUGGCCUUCCAGUCCGCCGAGAAUCCGGCGACUCAUACUACAGCAACAGCGGGGCGCUUGGUCCAGCUUUUGGCCCUCCGAUGAGAAGUAUGACCGACACGCCUUCGGCUGGAUUUGUGGGGUCUAGAAGCAUGAGAGGAGAUGAUGGGUUUAGCAUGCCGGAAAGGAGUAUGACCGCUCCAUUCGCACGACAACCAGAUGUUCGAGACUCGCCACCAAGAGGCAACAGCAGAAUUUUUGAGAAUAGAAUGGCGCCUUCGCCGCCAAGAGGACGGGGCCCACAGCCAUACGGAAGAAAUAAUGGGAACGGUGGCGGUAAUGGACAGGGUGGAUAUGGUGGAAAUAACGGAUACGAACAGGGUGGCUAUGGUGGCGGUGGGUAUUCCGCAUGGUAA
This is a messenger RNA of Orbilia oligospora ATCC 24927, 2700 nucleotides long. RefSeq lists its product as uncharacterized. Gene Ontology annotation, cellular component: plasma membrane. Gene Ontology annotation, biological process: potassium ion transmembrane transport. The record is from RefSeq and is a predicted model, not a curated record. The transcript has 3 exons. NCBI's taxonomy places the organism in Eukaryota, Fungi, Ascomycota, Orbiliomycetes, Orbiliales, Orbiliaceae. Gene Ontology annotation, molecular function: potassium ion transmembrane transporter activity. The coding region runs from base 1 to 2700 and encodes 899 amino acids.